UUGAGACUGUCAAUCUUGACGGUGAAACAAACGCCAAGACACGACGUGCAAAGCCUCAGACAAUUGAAGCACUUGGAACAAUAGAAGACAUUAUUGAAAGUUGUCUCCCGGAUCCUGCGAUUCAGGCAUAUUUUAUGGAACGCGGCACAACGGCAUCGUGGAAUGCGGCUGCAGCACGUGAUACUUUUGAUGUCGUUACUCCUGUCAAUUCAUCAUUGGUACAGAAGAAUAGAUCUGGAAUGAGGGAUGAAAGGACAUGGGGGGCAAAUGGGCAAUCCGGGGCAAGGGAGUUUCCUGGUAGGCGCAGAGAACCCUUUAUGCCGUAUCCCUUGGGGCGGCGUGCCUCGUUGGAUUCUCGCUUGGGAAAAUUCACACACGUCCGUUCCCAUACAUAUGGAAGUUGGGGGCGCAAACCGCCGGAGACUCCGGUGUACCAUAAGCGCCACCUCACCUUUGACGAGCGCUUUGCGGUUGGCCGAGAGAUGCCUGUACCGUCUAAAAUUUUGGAGAUGUCACGGCGGUACGAUGAAAAACACAUGGGUCACCACCGCCAGCGACGAAGAUCUUGCCCUUUUUUUGCGGACAAUGAGAUGAUGCAUCUUCCCAACGGAGAAGACGAUCCUGACAACUUUGAUGGGGCAGAAGAGAACAGCAACCAAAAUUGCAAGAGCACAGGUGGAAUUGUGAUUCUCGGCGCGCCACCAUGCAGUGAACUUUACUCGUGGAUUGGUCAGAUGCGGAUGCGAGAUGGCGAGAUUGUUCCAUUGGGUAUUGAGCAGCUUCUUCCACGGGGAUGUGUGGUACGUAACACGGAAUGGAUACUCACUGCGGUGACAUACACGGGAAGAAAUACCAAGAUGCUGCUGAACCAACGGCCCAAAUCAGUGAAAUUUUCUGUAGUUGCACGGCGUAUCAACAUUUUGAAUUGUUUCCUCUUACUUGUGCAUCAAUCUUUUUUGUUUUUUCUCUGCGGACUUGCGGUCAGGUGGCGGAAUGAACGCUUGGAGGCACCAGAAGGCACACGUAGUGGGUAUUCGACAUGGUAUAUUCAAUGGAAUCUUUCACGCUAUACCGCAAAAGAAUUUUUUGGAUGGCGAUAUCUUACCAACUUUGUUCUUCUCUCAUAUCUUAUUCCACUCUCUUUGUAUGUCACAAUGGAAUUCAACAAAGCCAUUCAAAUGGUCCUUAUUUCCCGUGAUAGGCGAAUGGCAAAUUUUGAUGAAUUUAUUGGCGAGUUACGCUAUACACGUCCUAAAACAUCAGAGCUAAACUGUCAAUUGGCUCAUGUGCGGUAUAUAUUUACAGAUAAAACCGGGACAUUGACAGAAAACAUUAUGACAUAUGUGGGUGGUUGUACAGCGACGAAGACUCACAAUGAACAAGAGAGACCUGGUGGUCUUGGUGAAGAAUUUAUACAACUUAUACAGAAUUACCCCAAUAGAUCUGGAACUAGGUCUGUUAUUCAAGGCAAUUGCUUUUUUCGUGGUCGUCGUCGAAAAUUUGAUUUUGAUGAAUCUAUGAUGGAAUCUGAACCACUUUUUCAGUACCUGCGAGCAUUGGCUUUAUGUCAUUCUGUCGUUUGUUUUGAUCGUUCAUCUGUGGAUCAGGCGGCGAUAAUUUCUUCCUUGAGUUGUACCCAUGUAUCUUAUGGGCAUGAAGCGGAAAAUGCUCAUUUUCGAAUGCAAACUGGUGAGCAGCAAGAACUUCAAGCUUUGGAUCCAGCCAUAACGGGUACUUUCAAUUCAUCUGGGGCCCAGGUAAGUGGGUUUCACACCAGCACAGCAAGUGGUGUUGGUAAGUUUCUUCAAGGCCAUAAUGGAAGUUCAAGUUGGUAUGUAACACGUUACAAUGAUAUGCAGACGGAUCAACGAUCCGCAACUAUGCCAAGGAUUGUAAAUGAAUUAAAAGACGAAUCAAAAAUAUACGAAGCACAGUCAUUGGAUGAGAUUGCAUUGGUGACAGCUUCUCGUGACAAUCUUUUUGCAUUGCAAAGACGGAGUGCGACGCAUAUGUUUAUUAAGGUUGUAAAUAAGAUUAUGUGCUACGAGAUUAUCGCUGAAUUGGAGUUUACACCACAGCGGAAAUUAAUGAGUAUUUUAUUGUGCCGGUCCCCCACACACGAUGAUGAGGCUUUUGAGCAACCAGAAACAACAAUUAGUUAUCACCGAUUAAAUACCGCAACAGCAUUCAUCCCAGUCCCACGUGAAUUAGAAUGCGAGGAAAAUGGAAUUGUUGACAUUAUUCCACCCUCAGAAGACCCCUCGGCUACGAGGAAAAGAGAGGAAAGGGCCAUUGACAAUGUGGAUAUGAAUGUGAAUGCCACACAUGGUAAUACGGAGCGCUCGCUUGACAAUGCUGAAGAACGCCCGUACCUAUUACUUGUGAAGGGAGCAGACAGUAGUAUGAUGACAAUUUUGAAUAAAAAUAAUCCAAGAAAUGCGGAAUUGUGGCCUAUUUUUCAGCGGGAACUUGAAGCGAUGGCACAACAGGGACUUCGGACACUUGUCAUGGGACAACGAUAUCUUUCAGAACGCGAGGUACGAGAGUGGUUACCAUCCUUUCAUGAAGCUCAAUGUAGUAUGCAUAACCGAAUGGAGAGGCUCCAUCGCGUCUAUGCGAUGUUAGAAAAGGAUGUAGAUCUUGUGGGUACUACAGCCGUAGAGGAUCGACUUCAAGAUGGAGUUCCAGAGACGAUAAAAUUUUUUCUAGAGGCAGAAAUUGUUGUAUGGAUGCUUACAGGUGAUAAACGUGAGACGGCGGUAACGAUUGCAGGUACAAGUGGUUUAAUCGACCCCCAGUUUGAAGAUUGUGUGAUUCAUUUAGAUGUUGCAGAAGCCUCUUUACAGUUUACUAGUGUUACUGAAGCUGCGGCUGAUGCCACCUUGUGGGAAUCACUACAGGAACAGAUAAGGGAGGCUGUACGAAAGUGUAAUACUUCUGACGAGAUAUAUGGAAGUACUCGAACGGUGGUGUUAGUUGUAGACGGACGGACGCUAGAUAUCAUUUUUACCGAUGUCGCUUGUACUCGUGAAUUUUUUGAAAUUGGUAUUCGAUGCCGUAGUGCCGUGUGUUGUCGCAUGACGCCGUUGCAAAAGGCAAAAGUUGUACGUAUGUUUCAAAAGAAUACAAGUUCUGUUGCGUUGGCGGUUGGUGAUGGUGCCAAUGAUGUUUCUAUGAUCCAGGAGAGUCACAUUGGCGUUGGUAUUAUGGGACUUGAAGGCUCCCAAGCGGAAUUGGCAAGCGAUUAUGCAAUUCCCAAGUUUCGUUUCUUAAAACGAUUGCUGGUGGUGCAUGGUCGAUUUGCUUUGUACCGUGACGCUCACUGUAUUACAUUUAGUCUUUACAAAAAUGUUGUAUUAUGUACCGGUCUUGCAACAUACGCGUUCUUCUGUGGUUUUUCUGGUAUGAUUUUAGUGGAAUCUUGGUUGCUCGCCAUGUUUAAUUUGUUUUUUUGCUCCCUGCAACCUUUGGCUCUUGGUAUCUUUGAUAAGGACGUGGAUGACGAGCUAGCCGAGUCUACCCCGUCUCUUUACCCGGCGUUGGCACGUGAACAUAUGUUUUUUAGUUGGAGUUACAUCCUCAAAUGGCUUUGCGAUGGUGUAUUGGAUGGGCUUGCGCUGUUUUUUGUUAUUUUCUACACUGUGGCAAAAUGGGACGAAUUAUACCCGUACCGUUCAGCUUCUCUUGAAGAUUAUGGAACGUUAUUUUUCAUGAUGGUAUUGCUUCUAUUAAACCUCCGCAUUGCUGCAGUCAUGACAUGUUAUACCGCCAUUUCAGUUGCCGUCAUUGCAUUCGGGUUUAUCGCGAUUCCGACGUUGACGAUGGUGUAUUCCGCGUUUCCUCACAUCCUUGGAUCCAAUUGGGGCGUAAACAUUGCCAUGGAACUAAUGGGAACAAACAAGUUUUGGAUGCUGAUGUUUUUCUCCGUUGGUGUCUUUGUUGUGUACGGGAUGGCAGUAAAUACGUACAUUGCGCUCUUCUGGCCGUGGGCAAACGGUGGGGCUGCCAUGCGAGCAGCGUGGCGCUCACCGUAUCGGCUGGAGUACAAGGAACGCAUGAAACAACGUGGCUGA
Molecule: messenger RNA, 4073 nt
Organism: Trypanosoma cruzi
Lineage: Eukaryota; Euglenozoa; Kinetoplastea; Trypanosomatida; Trypanosomatidae
Product: phospholipid transporting ATPase-like protein, putative
Exons: 1
Biological process (GO): phospholipid translocation
Cellular component (GO): plasma membrane
Molecular function (GO): ATP binding; ATPase-coupled intramembrane lipid carrier activity; ATP hydrolysis activity
Source: RefSeq, a predicted model, not a curated record